UGUUAAUUAUGUAACGUAUGUGUGUCCGAAAAAUGAUUAUUGUUCGAUUGACUGAAACGCAACUGAUGGACGGGCACUGGCAUAAUGCACUGAAGGUACAUCGCUUGUGUUUAUAUCUCACGUACUAAGUUAUAAUGUACUGCGUUUAUUCAGCCCGGCCUGGUUCGUCACCAAUCAUGUACCGCUAUUUUCGGACAUAUAUUUCAAUAUAAUUAAAUAAUUUGUGUCGUCUAGAGCGGGGUGGAUAUCAUCCAUCCCUUUAUAAACUCGAACAAUAAUUUCAUUGCUAUCAAAGUAGUUUCAAACAUCCAAGUGGAAAUCAGUAUUUCUAUCCUAUAGUCAACGCAACAAAGUGUACCAAAAGAAAAGAAUGGCUACCUUCAAGAUUGUGUUCGUUGCCGUUUGCUUGAUCGGAGUGAGUAAAGCCGGAGUUCUGCUGCCAGCUGCUCGAUUCGCUGCUGCACCCGUUGCCGCUCUAGCACCAGCAGUUCCAGCAGUUGCAGCAGUCAACACUAACUACGACCCACUGCCACAGUAUACCUACGCGUACAAUGUUCAGGACGCUUUGACCGGCGAUAAUAAGAGCCAGCAAGAAACUCGAGAUGGAGAUGUUGUGAAGGGCUCUUACUCGCUGGUUGAACCCGAUGGCACUGUGCGCACCGUGAUCUACACUGCCGAUCCAAUCAACGGCUUCAACGCAAUCGUUCAGCGUGGCCCAUUGGUACACAAGGCACUGGUGCCAGUUGCACCGGUGGCCAAGGUGUUCGGUUGAAUUCCGUUUGACCGUUCUGUUUUGUUGCAUUGCUCACCUAUAGAAUCAUAGACUGAUGUUAGCUCAACCAUCAAUUAUCGUGCUAUUACUGCUAUUACUAGUUGUUAAUCAAUAAAAUAAAAUAAUACACAUGAAA
This is a messenger RNA of Aedes aegypti (yellow fever mosquito), 908 nucleotides long. Its product is annotated as larval cuticle protein A2B. Lineage: Eukaryota; Metazoa; Arthropoda; Insecta; Diptera; Culicidae. Gene Ontology annotation, cellular component: extracellular matrix. The coding region runs from base 371 to 772 and encodes 133 amino acids. The transcript is spliced from 3 exons. The record is from RefSeq and is a predicted model, not a curated record.